This is a messenger RNA of Rhinocladiella mackenziei CBS 650.93, 465 nucleotides long. Its product is annotated as cytidine deaminase. The record is from RefSeq and is a predicted model, not a curated record. NCBI's taxonomy places the organism in Eukaryota, Fungi, Ascomycota, Eurotiomycetes, Chaetothyriales, Herpotrichiellaceae. The transcript is spliced from 2 exons. The coding region runs from base 1 to 465 and encodes 154 amino acids. Gene Ontology annotation, molecular function: zinc ion binding; cytidine deaminase activity. Gene Ontology annotation, cellular component: cytosol.
AUGGCAAGCAAAGAAGCUCUAAUGCCUUUAUCGGAAGAAGAAUUGACCAAACUUGCCAAUUUGGCCAUCGAGGCCAAAGCAAGCGCCUACUGUCCAUAUUCCAACUUCCGCGUCGGAGCAUGUGUCCUCCUCUCCACAGGCACAUAUCAUACAGGAUCCAAUGUCGAAGUCGCCAGCACUCCGGUGGGCAUAUGCGCUGAACGAUGUGCAAUCGCACCGAUUGUGGCGUCGAUGAAGAGACCGGCGAUGCCCACCAUUCGCGCUAUCGCAGUGAGCACCGAUAUCACGCCGCCCGCCAGCCCUUGCGGGAUGUGCAGGCAAUUCAUCAACGAGUUUGCGACCACGAAGGAUCUACCGAUUUUCAUGUAUGGCAAGGACGGGCUGGAUGGGGAAGCGGUCAAGAUGACGAUCGGGGAGCUAUUGCCCAUGAGCUUUGGGCCGAAUGAUAUAGAGAGGAAUCGCUAA